Vespula vulgaris is the source of this 1540-nucleotide messenger RNA. Its product is annotated as MAGE-like protein 2. The record is from RefSeq and is a predicted model, not a curated record. The transcript is spliced from 2 exons. Bases 907 to 1320 code for a protein of 137 amino acids. Lineage: Eukaryota; Metazoa; Arthropoda; Insecta; Hymenoptera; Vespidae.
UUAUGUUACACUGUUUCAGUUAAUUCGUUCUCUUUCACGUUUCUAUCGACGAGAGAGACCGAUUAUGAUAACUUUGAUAACUUUUAUUAAAAAAUAUACCCAACAGAGAGAGAGAGAGAGAGAGAGAGAGAGAGAGAGAGAGAGAGAGAGAGAGAGAGAGAGAGAGAGAGAGAGAGAGAGAGAAAGAGAAGAAUAGAGAUCGACUCUCUCCUUUUUAACUUUCAAUAUAUUUUAUCAUAAUAAAAUCGUUUAUCAUAAGUAAAAUGAAAACAUAAUUUUCUUUUUAUAUUUUUCUUUUUCUUUUUAAUAUAUUAACAUUACUUUUGGUUUUCCAACGAUUUGAUUUCUUUUUGUUUUUUUCUUGACGAUGAUCUAUAUGAAACUGAUGAACCAACUUUCAUUUACUUUUGAUUGAUAUGCAUAAAUAAUAAUAGGUUUUAGUAUGAUAAAUGCAAUACAGAACGUUGCACCUAACAAUCCACACUCCGAGUCACGGUUACAUUUGUACAGACGUAUGAUGGACAGCUCUACACUCACCCAAGCAGUCGAGCACCCGAGCGAGCAUCAACUGUUGUAAUGAAGAGAAGGGAGAAAGUUGCAUCGGUAUAUAAACUCUUGGCCGUGACUUUGAAAGUACCAAAGAGACGGUGAAACAUACAGUGAACGGAUUUGCGGGAGUGCUACCUUCGCGCAAGUCAUUUGGAAAGAUGAAACUUUUCGUGAGUAAUCAAAUCUAAUUUUCGAUAAUAAAUUCAAUUAUAUCAAUUAUCAAUAAUUAAUAAAUACUUGAUAUUGAAAGAAAUUUAUUAAUAGUGAGUCAUCGUAAUCUUUUAAAUUUACAAGUAUUCAUUAAUAAUUAUAAUUUUUCAUUGAUAAUAUAUCUUUGCGAAUUAGAUUUUAGCCAGUAUGGUGGUUGCUGUUUGGGCCGGUUACGAUGAAGACCAUGGUGGUUCUACCUAUCACGAAACUUCUAAAACCGUGGAAAUACCGAUCUAUAAGAAGUACGCUAUACCGAUUCCACACCCAGUACCAGUUGCUAUACCACAGCAGAUUAAAGUACCGAUACCACAACCGUAUCAGGUACAGGUACCAGUACCACAUCCGGUGCCUGUGGAAGUAGUUAAACACGUUGAGAUUCCUGUAGAAAAGCCUGAACCAUACGUGGUUGAAAAGAAGGUACCAUACGUAGUCGAGAAGCCUUAUGCAGUAACAGUCGAGAAACAUUUUCCAGUACCGAUACCAAAACCAUAUCCGGUCCAUGUGCCAGUUUAUAAGCAUGUUUUCCAUCAUCAAAGUAAAGGACAUGGUUGGAAACAUUGACGUGAAGGGGCACGUAAACUGGACAAAUUUAUUGCCAAAAAGGAUAUGUUAAUUAAAUUAAAGAAAAAAAAAGAAGAUUAAAAAUAGCCUUACGCGUUACUCGAGUAACUUAUAGUUCAAAAUAUAUUUAAUAAGUGUUACGUUUUGUAAAUAAUGAUUUUACUUGUUUUCUAUACAAUGUAUCUUUGUUUCUUUGUUAAAUAAAAAUUGUUUAGUUGUA